This is a messenger RNA of Folsomia candida, 4649 nucleotides long. It is a transcript of the gene Pi3K92E, whose product is annotated as phosphatidylinositol 4,5-bisphosphate 3-kinase catalytic subunit alpha isoform. Gene Ontology annotation, biological process: cell migration; phosphatidylinositol-3-phosphate biosynthetic process; phosphatidylinositol 3-kinase/protein kinase B signal transduction. The record is from RefSeq and is a predicted model, not a curated record. Gene Ontology annotation, cellular component: phosphatidylinositol 3-kinase complex; plasma membrane; cytoplasm. The transcript has 25 exons. Gene Ontology annotation, molecular function: 1-phosphatidylinositol-3-kinase activity; 1-phosphatidylinositol-4-phosphate 3-kinase activity. Lineage: Eukaryota; Metazoa; Arthropoda; Collembola; Entomobryomorpha; Isotomidae. Bases 612 to 3746 code for a protein of 1044 amino acids.
UUCCAAUUUAAGUUACAAUGAGAAUUAACAGGAUUACGACUUUUUAUUCAAUUGAAUGGUCGUGAGUGAGUUUUCGUGUUUACCUUCUUUCUCCUCUGUGUCGUUGGAUUAUAAAAUGGGUCAAUUGGAAGCAAGCAGAUUUCAGAGGUGUGAAGAAUGCUGGAAUUGUGGAUAUUAAAUGUGACAAAUUCGCUAUACCGUCCAGAGCUAAGUGACGAAGUUUAAGCAUAAAUUAAUUCAAGAUUAUAACUCCAAGAAAGAAUGUAAUCUUUAAAGAAUUAACACUACUAUUAGCUAUUGAUGGAUCAUAUUGUACGAUUUUGUGAUAUGAUCAUACCAUAGUAUAGCAGCGUGCAGUCUUAAAUAUAUCACGUUUUUACACCAGUGAUAGCAUUUUCGUGGUACUUACUUUCCUCAAUUCAACUCAGUUUAUAUCAUUCGAUUUGCAAUAUAAUCAGAUCUAAUACGCCGAUCUUCCGUCACGUCCAUUGACGUCAAUCAUCAGAUAAUCUAACAACUACUUAUGAAGUUGUUAGUGGAGGUGGUGGUCACCCAUAUUUAAAAACGUGAAAUCAGUUCCCAUUACGUCUUUCGUGUAAAUUGUCUUCAAUAUGCCUGCAUCAUCAGGAGAACUAUGGGGUCAUCAUUUGAUGCCGCAGAGGCUCGACCUGGACAUUCUUCUGCCUACCGGUGUGAUUUUGCCAUUGAAAUGCCAAAGGGAUCAGACACUUCACAUGAUAAAAUCUCAAGUAUGGAAGGAAGGGCCUAAAUUUCCUUUGUUUCACCUGCUGUCACCUGAAGCAGAGUAUGUGUUCACGUCGGUUACAUCGGACGCAAAGAAGGAGGAAUUUCAUGACGAAUCCAGGCGGCUUUGCGAUCUUCAUUUAUUUGUUCCAUUCCUAAAAUUAGUUGAGCCCAAUGCUUCAACCAAGCAAGAAAACAUACUUAAUUCGCAAAUAAGUUUUAUUAUUGGAAUACCUGCUAAUCAGUUCGAUGAGCUAAGUGGCCUAGAAGUAAUAGAGUUUCGAAAGGACUCCAUCAACCUUUGCAAAGAAAUAGUUGAAACGAGAGAAGUUACAAAAGAACGGCAUGCCAACUAUGCUUAUGCUGCCCAAGUUGUGAAGAGUUUAAGUCCUCAUCAAAUGUUUGCGGGUGGUAUGGUUCUAUUGUCAGUUUGGGUAAAUGCUAGUCAUGGAAGUCCAGUCUCCGUAAAAGUGGCCGUCGAGGCAAACGCUGACACUGUUAUAAAGGAAACUAUUGAAAGUACGUACCGGAGGAAAAAAAGGCACGAUAGGGACGUCCCAUUGUCGACAAACUUUGUAUUAAAAAUUUGUGCACGACAGGAAUAUUUGUUGGGACCACAAUCCAUAUCGCAGUAUAAAUACAUUCGAGAAAUGGUACGCGUAGAUGAAAUUCCACAGUUUGAAUUCAUUGACCGUGACGUGUUAUAUAAUAAACUUCCCAUGGAACCUUUCCAUAUUCCUGCGUAUUACAGACGGACACAUAGAACAAGUGAAACAGAGAAACCCGUAGGAGAUGUGCAUUUGUGGAGAAUAAAUGUUCCAUUUUUAGUUCAAGUUUUAUGGGCUACAUACAUAAAUGCAACGACAGACAAUGUGUGUGUAAAAGCAGGGAUAUUUCAUGGAGAUGAAGCGUUGUGUGGACUUCUUCAAACAACACAAUUACCUUGCAGUACUGCGCGAUGGCAGGAAACAUUAACCUUUAAUCUCCCCGUUUCUGAGAUUCCUAGAAGUGCCAGAUUAUGCGUUUCAAUAUGCAGUGUUUCCAAGAGUAAACGAAAGCCUGCUAAAGAAGAAUAUUGUAUGUUAUCAUGGGGGAACGUAAACUUGUUCGACUAUAGAGGCAGGUUAAUUACAGGAAAAGUAAGGCUAGAGUUGUGGCCUGCUCCAAUGACGCUCGAUUCUGUUCAAUUGCUUAAUCCAUUAGGAUUAACUGGCUCCAGUUUGGACAAGGAAUGUUCCUCGCUGGAGCUGGAGUUUGACAAAUAUUCACAUCCUGUUUAUUAUCCGAAAGAACAAGAAAUUUGUACGUUAGCGGAAUUUCUUUGUAAAACUGAGGAUAUUGUUGCCACUUGUCCACCGUCCGAAGAAAAGUACUUAGCCGAGUUAAUAAAUCGAGACCCACUUUGUGAAGUUUCGGAGCAAGAUAAGGCAUUAGUAUGGAAAUAUCGAGAAUUUUGCCGCCUAGAGUACCCACAGUCACUUCCACGAGUAAUUGCGGCCGUGAAGUGGAAUUGCAGAAAACAGACUGCAAUCUUUUACGAACUACUGAGACGGUGGAGUUCGAUUCCAAUGGAAACUGCAUUAGCUUUAUUGGAUUGUAAAUCAGCAGAUGUGUUUUCACGGGAAUUGGCAGUGCGGAACCUGGAUCAACUACUCUGGGAUUCUGAUGUACUGGACUUGCUUCUUCAAUUAGUCCAAUCUCUCAAAUAUGAACCAUACAUUAAAUCACGACUGGUCCUGUUUCUUCUACGUCGAGCCCUAGGGAAUCGUCAAAUUGGGCAUUACUUUUUCUGGCACUUAAGGUCAGAAAUAUCUGGCAAGUCCUGGCUGGAUGUUCGAUUCGGUCUCAUUCUAGAAUCUUAUUGCAGAGGAUUAUCUGGACACUUGAGAGAUUUGUACAAACAAGUUGAAGCUUUAGAUAAAUUAACAGUUUUAACCGAUUCUCUGAAGGAUCGUAAGGAUGAUACACCAAAAGAUAGACUAAAGUUUCUCAGCGAACAAAUCCGACAGGCAGAUUUCUUAGAGGUUUUAGAGAAUUUGAGUAAUCCUGUAAGUCCCACAGUGGAACUUGGUUCCUUGAAAGUUGAGUCUUGCAGAAUUAUGGACUCUGCCAAGCGACCAUUGUGGCUUGUAUGGCAUAAUAACGACCCUUUAGCACAACUUAUAGGGUAUGGCAACACUGCUGCAAUUUUUAAGAACGGAGAUGACCUACGUCAAGAUAUGUUAACACUUCAAGUCAUUCGAGUAAUGGACGAAUUGUGGAGGUUGGAUGGUUUGGAUUUAAAAAUGAUGACAUAUAUUUGCUUAGCCACUGGAAAACAAGUUGGUUUGAUUCAAGUGAUUUUGAAGGCUCAAACCGUAUACACGAUCCAAAGACAAAGAACACUAGCGGCAAUCCAAGUCAAUUCGAGACAACUACACAAAUGGUUAAUGGAAAGGAAUAAAGGAGAGGAUAAAUAUUCACAAGCUAUUGACACCUUUAAGAGAUCAUGCGCCGGUUACUGUGUUGCUACAUUUAUCCUUGGUAUUGGAGAUAGGAAUCCUGAUAAUAUCAUGGUGGCCGAGGAUGGACAUAUUUUCCAUAUUGACUUUGGUCAUUUUUUGGGCCAUUUUAAAAAGAAGUUUGGAAUCAAUAGAGAACGCGUGCCGUUUGUGUUAACCGAAGAUUUCCUCUGUGUGAUUGCAAAGGGCCAUGAUAACCCACGAAAGAGUCCCGCAUUUCAUGAGUUUCAACAGCUUUGUGGAAGAGCCUAUAUUAUUCUACGUCGUCAUGCAAAUCUACUGAUAUCAUUGUUCAGCCUGAUGCUCCCGUGUGGAAUUUCGGAAUUGCAAACUAUUGGCGACGUUGAUUAUUUGAGAAAAACUUUAGCUGUGGAAAUGAAUGAAGCUGAGGCUUUAAAUUAUUUUCAAACAAGGUUUUGUGAAGCGUAUGGGGGUGGCUGGAUAACAAAGUUGGAUUGGUUUUUUCACUCUUUAAACCACAUUAAGGAUGCGUCUACUUGACUCUGAAAUAAAUUUGCUCCCUUCCAAUAAUUAUAACUCAUGGUCUGGAGCUGGCGUUACGAGUCUAUACGUGAGCCAUGAGUUAAGCUCUAAAAAAGACAAGACUCUUUUAUUCUCAUAGUCUGUGAUGUUCAUGUAUGUACAUAACAUGUUAGAGGAACUUUUGAGACGUAUGUUUCUCUCGGAAUCCUUACUUACCUCAUUUGUAUUAAUGUAUUAAUAAUAUUGUAAAGAUACCUGUGAGUAUGUCUUGACAAUGCCUAUAUUAUUUGGGAAGAUCUCUUAAUUCAACAUAAAUAAUCAUUAUACAUAGUUGUUGAACGACUUGUAUGUAAUUUAGGUAAACUCUUUGUUCAUUCAUGUUUUGUGUCCAGAUCGAAAAUUGCAGGCCAAUCUGUUGGUUACUGGGCUUAUAGGGGAUUUUUUUUUGUAAUAAGCUGAUAAAAUAUAUUAAUGAAUCCUGUUAGUUCCUACGUAUAGAUACAUACAUAAAUAAUAUACCUCACCUAUGCAAGUCGAUUGGAGCUAAUAUCCGUAAAAGUGAAACUAUAAAAACUUGAUAUAUGUAUAAAGACAUUAUUAGCCUUUGCCGUGAUCGAUCAUUUACUUAAAUAUUUCGUGAUUGAUCCCUUUGCCAAUUCUAAUCAAUGAUUGAUCUCAUAGUAUGCUGUAGUAUAUUAUGGUCAUAGAUUUGUAAUAUCAACGAGUCCCGAUUAAUUCAAUACUACUAAUAUUCCAACUCUGUAAUCCAAUACUUAGGUUAAAGAGAUGUUAACGAAUCUUGAAAAAAUUUUAAAUUUAUGUCAAUUUCAUGUAGCGAUUCGUCGCGGUUAUUUCAAAAACGUUUAAAUACACAAAGGAAUAAUAUGUAUUUGUUAAAUAAAGACUGAUUAAUUAAACUUA